GAAGUUUGUCGCAGAUGUCGCCAUAUGUCUCCAUAAGAUAACUUUGUUUAUCAAUAACAGCUUGUUUGCCUGAAUAGUGCAGAGAAUAUAAAUAAAUUAUUUAUGAAUACAUCUAAACAAUGACGGACAGUUUAUCUAAAAUUCAGUAUAAACACACAUUAAAAGUUUAUCUUUGAUGCAGAGUGACACUCCGUAUCUAGACGCACGGGCUUAAUCGAUUUUAAAGGUUAUGUUCUAAUAACCUACGCGGCUUAUGCGAAUACAUUUAUCUAAACGAAUAUACUGAGAAGCAAAAUGGAGAUAGAGCAGAACGUUGCACAGGUACUGUUCACGCAAGGUGCUACGCUGGUUUUACUGGAUGUACCAGCAGGCACUGACGUCGGUAUUGAUACCAAGUCCUGGACUGUUGGAAAUAAUUUCAAAGGCAUCAAGAUGAUUCCACCUGGCAUUCACUUUGUACAUUAUAGUGCGGUGAAUAAAUUCGACGAAUUGGCGCCUAGAAUUGGUUUCUUCCACGAUUUCAAGAAGCACGAAUUCUUGGUAAAGAAAUGGGAUGGCAAGGAGGAGGAUAUCAGUUUAGAACCUGUGUCCGAGGAAACAAUCCAGAGGCUACGGGAGAAUCUAAGAGAUCUGGACAGGUACCUUGGACCGUACCCGUACGAGAUAUGGAAGCCAUGGAAAGAAUUGACGAGCGAUAUCACCGCGAGUCUCGUGACGAGGUGUUCGCCGCUGUGCGGUUUUGUGCGAUCGGCUUUGGAAUUGGAGCCGUGCAGCGACGCCUUGAGACCACGUGGCACAGAGUGCUCCAGCAGCAGCAGCAGCGAGCAACGUAGGUCCGGCAGGCUGACUGCGGUGGACAGGGAGGCACAGUUGUUACCGGAUCUGAAACCGAGACCCGGCACGGAGCUCAGGCUCACGGAAAUCCCGGACAAGCAUUACCCCGACGACGCCACGCCGAGUGAGAUAACGCGGCAUUCGCUCGAUUCCAGUUACGUCUUGCACACUAUCCUGAGAAAAUUGCAAGAGCCUGUCGAGAUCAUCGGCGAGAUGCAGCUGACGUUCGUGUGCUUCCUCGUCGGGCAGAGUUUGGACGCCUUCGAGCAGUGGAAGGAACUCGUGACGCUGAUCUGCGGCGCGGACGACGCGAUCCCCCAGUACCGUUCUGUUUACAUGAAGUUCCUGCAAAGUCUGGAAGUACAGCUGUCGUACGUACCAGAGGAGCUGUUAUGUGACAUCGUAGCGAACAAUAAUUUCAUAUAUCGCAGUUUGUGCACACUGUUCGGUAACAUCGAAUCGAACUCCCAAGUGGACGGCGGAUUGAAGUCCUGCGCGAGGCGUUUGCAGGAGCGACUGACCGCGAAGUUCUUGUGGGAUUUUUCAAACUUAUUCGAAGAGGCGGACGACGAGGCUCCUGUAGUCGUGACUCUGGCGCGGGCGGAAGUAAAUAAGUCGUAAGAUGCAUGCGUUAUUUAAAUAAUGUAUAGUUAUAAACGAAUUAUUCGAGUCUAUGAAAGUAUGAACACUUAUAGUUAUGUGUAAAUAAUAAAUUUUAUCAAUUUUAUAAUGUAA
Ooceraea biroi (clonal raider ant) is the source of this 1569-nucleotide messenger RNA. RefSeq names its product protein AAR2 homolog. Gene Ontology annotation, biological process: spliceosomal tri-snRNP complex assembly. NCBI's taxonomy places the organism in Eukaryota, Metazoa, Arthropoda, Insecta, Hymenoptera, Formicidae. The record is from RefSeq and is a predicted model, not a curated record.